Messenger RNA from Halichondria panicea, 1664 nucleotides. RefSeq names its product synaptonemal complex protein 1-like. NCBI's taxonomy places the organism in Eukaryota, Metazoa, Porifera, Demospongiae, Suberitida, Halichondriidae. The transcript is spliced from 8 exons. Bases 114 to 1574 code for a protein of 486 amino acids. The record is from RefSeq and is a predicted model, not a curated record.
UGGGUGGUCCAUAAAGGUCAAAGAUCAAAAGCUUAAAAAGAGUUAUCAAAGUUUGAGCUGCUUGCUUGCUAUAGUUUUCCAGCUCUGAGAGGAGUACAAGCUUGCUGUGUGUUAUGGGGGGACCUCUAAGGAACAAGCAAUGGCUGAGGAUAGCAGUGGUACUGGGUGUGCUCCUACUAGUCGUAUAUCUGAUGACAUCCAUGAGAUCUGGUGCCAAGCUGAUUGAGGACAAGCUGGUUGUAGCUGAACUGGAUAAUCGUGACCUGCUAGACAAGUUCAAUAAGCUCACUGAAGAACUGAAACGUACUGUACACAGAGCAGCAGAGACAAAACACGAACUAGAGAAAGUACAGAAAUCGAAAGAGCUAGAAAUAACCAGGAAAGACGAGCAGGUUAAGAGAUGUGUAUCAGAAAUGGCUGAAAUGAAGUCUAAAGUUCAAAGUGUGGAGAGUGAUCGAGACAGAUUAAAGAGUGAGAACGUUCGACUGGAGGAGGCUAAGUUGGAGGGGGCUACUGAACAAGAGAGGCUGAGCAACGAGCUCGACCAACUGAGACUGAUCUCUGCCAAGGACAAUGAGGGAAGCCAGAAAUGCAAAAGUGAUCUGGAAAGCACAAGGACACAGCUGUUGUCAGCACAGGCAGAUGUGUUUAGUGCAGGCGAAAAACUCAACGAAUGCCAGGGCCAAUUAACGAUUUCACAAAGUGCUUACGAAACAUGCCAGUCAAAAGUGACUUCAUUAGAAGCUGACAAUUACAACAAGCAGUUUGAAAUCGAACGACUUCAAUUGGAAUCGAAUACACUAAAGCAACAGCAGCAAAUGUCACAGCAGAAACAAGCCCAACCUCCUCAGAGGAAUGGCGUACCGUUGCGGCAACAAGGUUUCAAAGACAUUGAUAUCGUGAACGAUAAAAAGCAGAAGACUCUUGCAGAAUUGAAACAAAAGCUGGAUAGUGGCCACGUUUUGUCCGAACAAGAACAGCAAGUUUUCCAAAUGCUCACCAAAAACACUGGUGUAGAAUCGCGUCUCCCUACAAAGAAAAAGAUCAUCAUACCCGCACAAGAAGAUAAGUUAAACAAAGACGCAGCCAAUCAAAACCCUCCCCCUCCAAAACCAGACAGCCCCGAUGAAGCGAUAGUCGAAGAUCUAGUUGUCGAAAAGAAACAGGAAAAUCUUGACGUAAAAGAAGACGGAGAUACGGAGGGUGGUGCUGACGGUGGUGAUGAUGGAGACGAACAAGAUCCUCAAAACCCACAAGACUAUCAGCGUGUCAAGCGAGAGUUUAACGAUUUCAAUGAUGAAAGAGAAGCUGAUUUCAAUGAUAGAGAAGACGGCGGUGAGUUCAACGAUGGUGGAAUGGAGGCUCGAAAGAAGUUUGGUAAUCCAUUGCCUGAUCCAGUGGUGGUCAGAGAGGCAGGACCGGACGUGCCCAAUGGAGGGGAUACUGAUAUCAUGGACGAUCCUGACGGCCAUGAAGCGUUAAGAAAGGACCAGCAGCAUUUCAAGAAGGAGUGGAGAGAAAGGCAGAUUCAACCUGGUAAAAGACUACCCAGACAACAUCGUGAAGUUAGGUAGCUAUGUGUAGAGAUGACUCUUGUAGCUAUAAAUGUAUGUGGUUGGCUAUGUGUAAAAUAAACAUGUACAUAAAAUUUAUUUUGAUGAUAA